AGUCGUGAUAUAAUGUAUUAUCCAACGAAAUUAGUAAUUAAUAGGAUAAUGUGCUAUAAUUUCUACUUUAUUAAUAGAAUUCAAGUGGAUUUAUACCCAAGUAGUGUAUUUGAAUGUGUGCUCUGAUGACAAUAAUAGCUUUCGUUCAGAAUCUAGUAUUGAAUGGCCGCCUGUCAGCUGUACAAGUACUUUGGUUGGGAAGCUGUCAAAUGGUGAAUAGCAAAGCAGGAGCGGUAGUGAGAAGAUUUUCUAAUAAAUAUGUCUUUUUAUUCGCAAUAUCAAAGUAAUAGGUAAUCGCCAUACCUAGCCAUAAGCCUUAGAAUAAACACAAACGCAAACCAAUACCGGCACCGUCGUAAAAUGAGUUCUAGAGAUAGGUCGCUUCAAGACAAGUUGAAAGUGCUCUUCAAAAAGGGUCCUUCGGCGCCGCUGCCGGCGCGCAACGAGCUGGUGGUGAGCGGCGAGGUGGAGCGCGAGCUGAGCGCGGACACGCCGCUGCACCGCCGCCUGCGCGCGCUCAAGGAGCUCGGCGAGAAGGCCAUCCACGUCCGCGUGCAGGAGGGUGGAGUAGAAAAGCUUUGGUCAUUAACAAGAGAUCUCCUAGAAGAGAGCAAUGUGGAGGCUCGACAUGCAGCCCUGUGGUUCCUGCGGUGCCUGGCGGAGGGGCAGGCAGACUACCUGCAGAUCAUGCGCACCAUCCUGUUCCACUACCUGCGAGAUACACACGCGCGGCACCCGCCGGAGGACUCACAGCUGCGCUUCAAGUUACUGCACACACUGACCAACACCGGCAAGAAUAUCAACUGUUUUGAAGAAGAGAUUGGUCCGUUCCUGCUGGAGUGGCUGCCACAGAUCCAGCCGCCCACGCAGCUGGUGGAGUUCCUGCAGCUCAUCAUCAAUGUUGUCAAGUUCAACGCCACAUACCUAGAUGAGGAGAUAGUACAUGGAAUUGUCAACAACGCGUGCCACCUGUGCGUGUACAGCGCGGAGGCGGCGGUGGUGCAGUGCGGGCUGUCGCUGCUGGAGGCCGUGGUGUCCUACUCGCUGCUGCCGCGCGCCGCGCUGCGCACCUUCGUGGCCGCGCUGUGCCGCACCGUCAACCUCGAGCACUACUGCCAGACCAGCUGGAAGCUGAUGCGCAACGUGGUGGGCGCGGACAUGGGGCACGCGGCGCUGCAGCAGCUGGUGGAGCUGCUGCGCGCCGGCAGCGAGGAGGGCGGGCUGCUGCGCGGCGCCGUGUUCUACAUCAACAUGGCGCUGUGGGGGCCGCGCCGCGUGCCCACGCUGCGCGUCUCCUUCCUCGCCGUGCUGCCCGCCUUCCUCAAGGCGCUGGAGGGCAACCAGCCGGUGGUGACGUACGAGGUGGUGCUGAGCGUGCAGAGCGUGGUGUCGCGCGUGCCGCUGGAGCUGUGCGAGCCCGCCUGGGACGUGCUGCUGGCCAUCCUGCGCGUCGUGCUGCAGCAGGACAAGAGCUACGAGCCGCCCAACGAGCUGAUCCACAACCAGGUGCACGCGGUCAUCACGUCCAUCGAGCAGCUGCAGGACGCGGGCCAGUACUGCGGCGACGCGGACGCGCUGCUGGAGCUCAUCGACCGCUGCGGCCACGAGCGGCCCGAGGCGUCCACCAUGCGGCUGGUGUCGGCGCGGGCGGCGGCGCUGGCGCCGUGGGGCGCGGAGGGCGCGGGCGCGGCGGCGGCGCUGGCGGAGCGCUACCUGCGCCACGAGCCGCGCCGCGCCGUGCGCCUGCACACGCUGCACGCCAUCCUCGCCUUCAUCAAGCGGAACAGGUACCUGUACGGCGAGGAGCUGACGGAGCUGGUGGGGCUGCCGGUGCUGGGCGCGUGCGCGCUGGACGCGGACGUGGCGCUGCGGGCGGCGGCGGCGCGGGCGCUGGCCGAGCUGGCGCAGGCCUCCGCCUCCGACGCCUGCACCGACCUCAUCGACCUGCUGGAGAAGAUCCUCAACCGGCCCUUCGAGAUGUACGUGUCGGACGUGGCCAUCCCGGCGGAGGCGGACGUGUCGGACCUGUGCGGCGCGGCGGCGGGGCUGCUGGCGCUGCUGCAGCACAAGCUGCACGCGGCGCCGGCCGCGCACGCCGCGCGCUGCUUCCUCGUGCUGCUCGACCACCUGGACGCGCACUACCGCCGCCACGCGCUCUUCAUGCACCACCCCGACAUACGCAUCAAGAUCUUCGAGAUGCUGUUCGGCCUGCGCGCCAACCAGUUCAACUGCGUGGGGUUCUGCUACGACGCGAGCGGCGCGGCCGUGCACGGCGCCGCGGCGCUGCGCCUCAAGCCCGUGUGCUCGCCCUUCCUCAUGGCCGAGCCGCCCGCGCAGCGCGGCCACCAGCACCAGCCGCCGCAGCCCAAGGACCUGCCGCCGGGCGUGUCGCUGCUGCCGGUGGGGCGCGCGGCGCGGCUGCUGGCGGCGGCGCUGACGCGCGAGAAGGACUGGGCGGUGCUGGCGCGGGUGCUGCGCGCGCUGCCGCUGCUGCUGCAGGCGCGCGCGCUGGCGCUGGGCCGGCGCGCGCAGGACAUCGACAUGCUGGCCUCCACGCUGUGCUCCAUGGUCUCGGACCGCAGCCUGAACUUCCCGGAGUGCCUGCGCGUGCCCAGCGGACAGAAGCUGCUGGUGUCGGAGUUCCACGGCGCGGCGCUGCCGGGGCUGGCCUCGCUGGCGCCCUACCACAGCUACCUCGAGCCGCAGACGCAGCAGAGGAUCGUGCGCUGUCUGCUCAAAUACGGCAUGGUCCUACGAACGCCACAGCCCUAUAUAAAUGCCUUAACGAUAUUUACGUUAGAAACCAGAGAAACUAUGGUGAAAAUGUUACCGGAGGUACUGUUAGACCUGUCCAAGAUCUCUGACACCAAGGCCAUCGCUAGUCCCAUGCUCGAGUUCUUGUCAACGCUGACGCGGCUGCCGAAGGUGUUCGCGUCGUUCGUGGAGGACCAGUACAUGUCGGUGUUCGCGAUCCUGCUGCCCUACACCAACCCGUCGCGCUACAACCACUACGUGGUGUCGCUGGCCCACCACGUCAUCGCCGCCUGGUUCCUCAAGUGCCGCCUCUCCUACCGCCGCAACUUCGUGCGCUUCAUCAUACACGGUCUACACAACUACAUCAUCAUGCCGUUCGAGGAGCAGCUGCAGUACAAGACCAACCACUUCCCCAACGCCAACGAGGACUCCUCCAAUAGACAACGCAGCUCUAGUUUGGGUUCAAAAGCCGUGUCCCGGGCGCCGCUCGGCGGGCGGGCGGGCGGAGCCUCCGCCUCGGCCGCCUUCCACGUGGAGCUGACGGAGACGUGCCUGGACCUGCUGGCGCGCUACACCUCCACGCCCUGCAGCGUCAAGCCGCACAGGAGUGACACGGCAGAGUUCCUGUUCAGCGGCGGGCAGUCGAUGACGUGGCUGGUGGGGCACAAGCUCAUCACCAUCACGACGUCGGGCUGCCUGCAGAACUCCAUCAAGCAGGGCCUGUGCGACCGGUGCGCCGCGCUGUGCCGCCAGCACGCCGACAGCGUGGCGGCGCCGCUGCCGCCGCUGCCGCCCGCCGGCGCCGACCAGCCCGCCCCGGCCCGACCACAGGGCCCAGCGAAGGAGUGCGGUGCGGAGGCGGAGGCGGGCGGCGGCAACCAGCUGCAGCCGCCCGCGCCGCACAACCCGCCCGAAGUCAAGCGCUACAGCAAGCACUCGCUGCAGCACUGCGCCGCGCCCGCGCCGCCGCCGCCCGCGCCGCCCGCCGCCUCCAGACAAAACUCGUCAGAGAACAACAAGACGAACGACCCCCUCGUGGCCGUCCUCAACCAGUUCUCGCAACACUUCGAGAAGAUCUCCAAGGAAGUGUGCGGUGCGCAGGACACGGACGAGGCGGCGUGGUCGCGCGUGGGCGAGCUGGCGGCGGCCGGGCUGUGCCCCUGCUGGUGCGCCAACUGGGCCGAGGUGCACGUGCGCUCGCCCACCGGCGACGUGUGCUGGGUCAUGCGCAUGCAGAACCAGAUGAACUGGGACUACCUGCUGGAGUCGCCGCUGCAGGAGCUGGCGGCGCUGCUGUCGCCGGCGGGCGGGGCGGCGGGCGAGGCGCGGGGCGCGGGCGAGGCGGCGGCGCGGACGGGCGAGGCGGCGGGGCGGACGGGCGAGGCGGCGGGGCGGGCGGGCGAGGACAGCGCCCCGCGGUCCCGCAGCGGCUCGUCGUCGUCGCAGUCGCGGCCGCAGUCCUCGCUGCCUCAGGACCUGCACAAAUCUAGUUCAGACUCAAUAGUCGGCAAUGACAAGAAAACUCAGCAAGCGUCGCAGUCCAUCAUGUCGCAGCCUCAGAAUAGCAGUGCGGCGGGCAGCAGCGCGAGCCGCAUGAGCACGCAGCCCAUCAACAUCCCCGGCUCCCCGCAGCGCCAGAGCUCGUCGUCCGCCACCGACGACGACGACAUGCUGCUCAUCGUGCCCGAGGGCAAGUCGCGGCACCCGGUGCGGCGCUCCAACUCGUCGCCGGAGAUGUCGUCGUCGUGGAAGGCGGCGGCGCUGCAGGCCUCCACCCCCGCCGCCCCCGCCGCCCCCGCGCCCGCCCCCGCCGCAGACCUCACGCUGCACCCCGACGACAUGAUCCUGCUGCCCAGCUGCGAGCCCACCGGCAGCACGUCGCUGUCGAUGCACGCGACGAAGAAGGCGGCCAAGAAGAGCGACAUGCGCGUGUCGUGCGAGGCCAUCCCCGAGGAGAUGUGCGGCACCUCGCCCCACGCCGCCCACCACCACCACCUCAUGACCUACAACUCCGACCCCGCACUAAGAGCCCGCGCGUGUGCAGGCACCGGCGACGCGCCCCCAGCGCCCGCCGCCGCGCCCAACCACCACCACCAGCUGCAGAAGACGGCGAGCGACGGCACGGUGCCGGAGGGGCGGCGCGGCGACGACCUGCCGCCGCUCGCGCGCUCCAAGCGCUCCAACACCAUCUCCGUCAUGAGCCCCACGCGCCGCCACAGUGCGUCGGCGGGCAGGGCGGGCGGCGGCGCGGGCGGCGCGGUGGGCGCGGGCGGCGGCGGCGUCACGCCCUCCUUCGUGUUCCUGCAGCUAUACCACAACAUGAGCACCUACCCCAUCACGCCGCCGGUGCCAGGUGAGACGCCGACGAUCCUGAACCCGCUGGCGGAGCGGCCGCUGCGAGUGUCGGGCGUGCAACACGAACGUACCAUCAAGAACCUCGACCUCGUGCCGCCCGUAGAGACAUACAAAAUCGGAGUGUUGUACGUGGGGCCCGGACAACAAGACAACGAAGUUUUAAUAUUGAAGAACGAAUACGGCAGUGUGAGGUACGCGGAGUUCCUGACGCAGCUGGGCACGCUGGUGUCGCUGGAGGGCGGCGACGACGACCAGCCGCACCUCUUCCUCAACCUGGAGAAGGGCGGCAAGGACGGACACUACACAUACGUGUGGAACGACGACAUCAUGCAGGUGCUGUUCCACGUGGCCACGGCCAUGCCCUCGUCGGCGAAGGACCCCACGUGCAACGAGAAGCGCAAGUACAUCGGCAACGACUACGUGAGCAUCGUGUACAACGACUCCGGCGCUGACUUCAACAUACACACCAUCAAGGGCCAGCUGAACUUCUGCAUCGUGGUGGUGGAGCCGUACGAGCACGGCAUGAACCGCGUGUUCAUCAAGACCAAGGACGAGCGCAUCCGCACCAAGUUCCUCGCGCACCUCGACACGCACUGCGUGUCCGACGCCAACGUGGCGCUGCUGGCGCGGCAGAUGGCGCUGCACUGCGCGCUGGCGUCGCACAUCUCGCAGUCGCUGAAGCUGGGCGGCGCGCCGUACGCGUCCAACUCGCUGGAGCGGCUGCGCAUCAUCAAGCGGCUGCGCGUGCGCGCGCAGGCGGAGCGGCUGGCGGCGGCGGCGCGGGCGCCGGAGCCCUACGCCGGCCCGCCCGACCUGGCGCACCGCGUCGCCAUCGACGACUUCAACGACUACACCUAGCGCCCGACCCGCCCGACCACACCAUAGCGAACAUAUUUUUUUGGUAAUUUUAUGCUUACGACGCGUGAUACUCGUGUGAAUUUCGCUAAUCUGUGCGACGAGUAGCUUAAAAAUCUUAUAUAAUUUUAAAUUGUAAUAAAUAAGAAUCAUUACCCUAUAUACAUAUACGUUGCCGGACCGCCCCGGGCUAGCGCCACUAGAGUUCUCACUAGAUUACAUUCUUAAGAAUAAAAUAUAUCACCCUAUUAAUAUGCAGGCCGCGCUGGCCUCACAAAUUGUAUAUAACUGUAUGUAUAACCAAAUUGGCGAAAUUCAGAUGGAUCACGAUGUACUAUACAAUUUGGUCGGUGUUUAUAUAAGCGUACUACAUAACGACCGGCGCCACGCCGCGACCCGCUCACUGGACGCGUCACUCCUGAGGCGAAUAUGUUCGCAGCGUGGAUACUGUACCGGCGGCGUGAGCCACUCGGGUGACGCUCAUCUCACCGUACUUUGUCGACAUUAACAUAACCUGUGUGUAUCUCAUUCAAUUUUUUUACAAAAAAAAACUUUUUGUGAGAUGUGAUAGUAGCGUAACAAUUAAAUACGAAAUAGAAAUACGAGAAAUAUAUUUAAAGCUGGCAAAUUUUCUACAAAUCGCUUCGCUUAAGGGAUACCGCGACUUUCAUAAUAGUGGUUUAUAAUAAGAUGACAUACUGGCUCGAAUAUAAGUGGACAGUUUUUGGAACACACUUAAACAAGCGCGCCUCGCCGCGCCCCGCCCCCUCCCGGCCCCUCCCCCCUGGCCCCGCCCCCGCCCCGCCCCGCCCCGCCCCGUGCGCGGGCGCGGCGCGAGCGCGUCGAGCUACACGAUGCACUCGCUACUGGUUCAGUUCACACCACUAAUGUAUUAUGAAAUGAUGAAAUCUUUUGGUUUAUUUAUUCUAUUCUGCCGAUACACAUUUCUGUCUAGGUUGUCUGUGGCUUAAAUAGUUUAAUUUCUUACAUAAAUUUAGAUUUUGAACUGAAUAAUGUAAAAGUUAAUAUUAAGGAUUUUUAGUAAGUACAUGUUUUCACAAAAUAUGAGUUUGUCAGUAGAGUUGACGCGGCGCGGCCGACGCUCGUGACGUCACAGGCGGCUGCCGCGCCGCGUGCGCAGCAGUCAGUCGUUAACAGUUGAGGCAUUUCUUGUUUAUAUAUAUUUUAUGUAGCAAUUUAUUUCCUGACAAAAGAUUUUGUAAUCAAAUAAAUGAUGGCUAUUUU
Messenger RNA from Helicoverpa armigera (cotton bollworm), 7209 nucleotides. RefSeq names its product tuberin (gene gig). Gene Ontology annotation, molecular function: GTPase activator activity. NCBI's taxonomy places the organism in Eukaryota, Metazoa, Arthropoda, Insecta, Lepidoptera, Noctuidae. The record is from RefSeq and is a predicted model, not a curated record. Gene Ontology annotation, cellular component: cytoplasm; TSC1-TSC2 complex; nucleus. The coding region runs from base 361 to 5967 and encodes 1868 amino acids. The transcript has 35 exons. Gene Ontology annotation, biological process: positive regulation of GTPase activity; negative regulation of Wnt signaling pathway; regulation of cell cycle.